Messenger RNA from Sphaerulina musiva SO2202, 2843 nucleotides. Its product is annotated as isocitrate lyase and phosphorylmutase. NCBI's taxonomy places the organism in Eukaryota, Fungi, Ascomycota, Dothideomycetes, Mycosphaerellales, Mycosphaerellaceae. The record is from RefSeq and is a predicted model, not a curated record. Gene Ontology annotation, molecular function: isocitrate lyase activity. Gene Ontology annotation, biological process: carboxylic acid metabolic process. Bases 1014 to 2624 code for a protein of 536 amino acids. The transcript is spliced from 3 exons.
GGCCUUACUACAUCUGCCGCAAUUGUCAAGGGAUUGUGUCCCCUCCCUCUCCCUCCCCUGCUCGUCCCACCUCGUCCCACUAUCGCCGUCGCCUUCAAUUAUCAAAAGCCAUUUGUCGUCUGCAUCAGAGUGGACCGAGUGCACUGUCGACACGUCUUCACCGAGUAGUGAGGCCAAGAAGAAGAUGAGGCCACACGAAGAUACCCACAAGCAGGCCAAUUCCCUGACCAGAAUAUUUCGAUAUGACGACAAUGGCGGCGACGACGACUUCGGAGGAGCUCGCUCUUCACAGCUACCUCCUACAUAUAAAUGUGUAUACAUAAGGUAUAUAUACCUAUGUACCUACCAGGUCCUGCGGCCUUUUGUGCACUGCAUCAUCAUUUUUUACUGCUGACUGUGCUCCGCUCGGCUGGAAGGCUCAAAUCGUUCACCAGUCAUGGAGCACGUGAUGAGCACACGGCAACCAACAAGGGUUUGAGGAUGAACAACCUCGGGACUUGAUCGACCAGCCCCAGAAUCUCAAAGGUCUAGCGGCUUGUGCACUUAACCUUCACCUUUCUUUGGUCCACUCACGAUGCUCCCUUCAUCCGAGGCCUUUGGGCCACGGCAUGUGAGAAAUGCUUCCUCGGCGAGAACAAACGCUUUUCACCACUCACAAUGGCCACUGGUGCGUCUGGACGACCGGCGAAAGAGCAUCAAUAGGCCGGGCGAGAUCGGGAAUGCCGGCGUAGGCGUUUACCAGAAGCUGUGUCUCUCAUAUAUACCUACCACGAGCUUUCGUCGGUUGUGACAUAAUGUCAAACCAGAUUCCCCCUCUCUGCCUGCUGUAGUUCCAUUGAUCAUUUUCCUCGUUCCCGCUACAUUCUCGCUGUAAGACCACUCCCAGCUGGUAUCUCGCAUCCUCAGCACGAGCAGCUACAAUCGACACGCUGGCGGAUACUUUGAAGAAGAUUGCUUCGUCAGUCGCUUCUGUCCUGCAACCCAUUUCAGUCGAUCCGCCCAUCUCAGGAGCCAUGUCGGGAGACGCUGAGCAGCAAGCCUUUGAGCAGGAGGUGAAGGAGGUGCAGCAAUGGUGGUCAGACUCAAGAUGGAGGUACACUCGCAGAGCCUACACUGCCGAGCAAAUCGUCUCCAAGCGUGGAACGAUCAAGAUUGAAUACCCCAGCAAUGUCCAGGCGAAGAAGCUGUGGAAGCUGGUCGAAGGUCGUUUCCAGGAAAAAACCGCAUCAGCAACAUAUGGUUGUCUCGACCCGGUGAUGGUGACUCAGAUGGCCAAGUACAUUGACACCGUCUACGUUUCGGGGUGGCAAUCGUCGAGCACGGCAUCCAGCUCAGACGAGCCCGGUCCAGAUCUUGCAGAUUACCCAUAUACCACUGUUCCCAACAAGGUGAACCACCUUUUCAUGGCUCAAUUGUUCCACGACCGCAAGCAGCGCGAAGAGCGCCUCAGCACCCCACCGAGCGAGCGAUCGAAGCUCAACAACGUCGAUUACCUCCGACCCAUUGUCGCUGAUGCUGACACCGGACACGGUGGUCUGACUGCUGUGAUGAAGCUCACCAAGCUCUUCGUGGAGAAGGGUGCCGCUGGCAUUCACAUUGAGGAUCAAAUGCCUGGUACCAAGAAGUGCGGACACAUGGCUGGCAAGGUUCUCGUCCCCGUGAGUGAGCACAUUAACCGGCUCGUGGCCAUUCGUGCUCAAGCAGACAUCAUGGGCGUCGAUCUCCUCGCUGUCGCUCGAACGGAUUCGGAAGCGGCCACUCUCAUCACAUCGACUAUCGAUCAUCGCGAUCACGCGUACGUGCUUGGAUCCACCAACCCGGCUCUCCAGCCACUCGGAGACCUCAUGUAUGCAGCUGAGCAAGCUGGCAAGGACGGACCGGCUCUCCAGGCCAUUGAGGAUGCGUGGACUGCCCAAGCCGGUCUGAAGCUCUUCCACGAGGCUGUGGCCGACACCAUCAACGCUGGCGUGCACGUGAACAAGCAAGGCCUGAUUGACGAGUUCAACAAGCAGGCCAAGGGCAAGAGUAACGCAGAGGCUCGUGCCAUUGCCAAGGGUCUGACGGGCGUCGAUGUGCACUUUGACUGGGACGCUCCACGGACUCGUGAGGGCUACUACCGAUACCAAGGUGGAACGCAGUGCGCCGUCAUGCGUGCUGUUGCAUAUGCUCCUUAUGCGGAUUUGAUUUGGAUGGAGAGCAAACUGCCUGAUUACGCGCAGGCCAAGGAGUUUGCUGAUGGAGUCCACGCCGCAUUCCCCGAGCAGAAACUCGCAUACAACCUCUCGCCUUCAUUCAACUGGAAGGCGGCCAUGCAGCCCGCAGACCAAGAGACGUACAUCAGCCGUCUCGCAAGCCUCGGCUACUGCUGGCAAUUCAUCACACUCGCCGGUCUCCACCAGACUGCGCUGAUUGCGGACCGCUUCUCGAAGCAAUACGCAGCACGUGGCAUGCGUGCCUAUGGCGAGAUUGUGCAAGAACCUGAGAUGGAAGAGGGCUGCGAGGUGGUCAAGCACCAGAAAUGGUCGGGAGCCAAUUAUGUCGAUGGUUUGUUACAAAUGGUGCAAGGUGGAAUCAGCAGCACUAGCGCCAUGGGUAAGGGUGUUACUGAAGAUCAGUUCAAGUAAUGUAGUCGAAGGGGAAGAUAUUGAAGGUACCUAUCCAGAGAUUUGUAAGUGUUACAAAUAUGACUGUUACAUACCUAUUUGACAAAAAAAGAAAGCAUUGGAGUCAGCAUACCUACCUAUUUUUUUGGGCCGGGCAUUAUGAAAUUCAGUUCACUCUGUACCCAACCUACCUAGGCAUCAAUCAUAGGUACCUUCUAGAUCUAUUACGGAUGUCACAAC